Rotaria sp. Silwood2 is the source of this 588-nucleotide messenger RNA. The record is from the annotation of a GenBank genome assembly. NCBI's taxonomy places the organism in Eukaryota, Metazoa, Rotifera, Eurotatoria, Philodinida, Philodinidae.
AUGACUAUGCCAUGCGUUGGUUUUUAUUUAUCGAUGCUCGGUCUCUCUGAUGCAUCGAAAGAAUCAUGUCAAUAUAUCUUGGGACAAGGUCACGGCAAUAGUUUGAUGUUGGUAUUGGGUGGCGUCAAAGAAAUCCUAGAUGCUCAUUCAUCAUCCGAAUAUAUUUUAACACUUAAAGAUCGCAAAGGUUUUGUUAAACUUGGUCUUGCAUAUGGUGCUAGUCUUGUGCCGGUAUUUUCUUUUGGAGAGAAUGAUCUCUAUGAACAAUUGGCGAAUCCACGUGGAUCAAAACUACGUAGUUUCCAGUUGCUGUUGAAAAAUAUGACAGGCUAUACAAUGCCACUUUUGAAGGGACGCGGUAUUUUUCAAAAUUAUUUCGGUUUUAUGCCCAAGCGGCGACCCAUCGACUCCUAUGUUGGGAAACCUAUUGAAUUACCGAAGUUAUCAUGCGAUCAGAUAACUGAGCAAAUUAUUGAUAAAUACCAUCGACAAUAUAUGAACUCAUUGAUAUGUCUGUUCGAUACAUACAAAGCAAAACAUGGCGAAAGAGACGCAACGAUCAAAUUUGUUAAUGCUGGUGAUCACUAG